Molecule: messenger RNA, 1110 nt
Organism: Cornus florida
Lineage: Eukaryota; Viridiplantae; Streptophyta; Magnoliopsida; Cornales; Cornaceae
Product: glycine-rich cell wall structural protein-like
Exons: 2
Coding region: 44-964 (306 amino acids)
Source: RefSeq, a predicted model, not a curated record
AAAGAUCAGCAUUUGCCUUCCCAUUUUCCAUUUUGGGUGAAAGAUGGGGAAGUUUUUCAAGAAUGUUGGCGUGCUGUUUGCAAUGUCAUUGAUAUUGGUGUUGUUUGUUGUGGGAAUAGGAGAAGGACGGAGAAUUGAGAAAGAGACCAUUGGUGGUGGGACAGGUGGAGGAUUUGGAGGUGGAGCUGGUGGUGGUGUAGGUGGAGGCAGUGGUGUUGGGGGUGGUGCAGGUGGAGGAUUUGGAGGUGGGGCAGGUGGUGGUGUAGGCGGAGGAAGUGGUGCAGGUGGAGGCAUUGGAGGUGGUGCUGGGGGUGGCAAGGGUGGUGGUGUAGGGGGAGGUGCUGGUGCUGGGGGUGGUGCAGGUGGUGGCUUUGGAGGUGGCAAGGGUGGAGGUGCAGGUGGAGGUGUUGGGGGUGGUAAGGGUGGUGGUGUAGGUGGAGGUGCUGGGGGUGGUGCAGGCGGUGGCAAGGGUGGAGGUGCGGGCGGAGGUGGCGGUGCAGGUGGUGGUGUAGGAGGAGGUGUUGGGGGUGGUGCAGGUGGAGGCUUUGGAGGUGGUAAGGGUGGUGGUGUAGGCGGAGGAAGUGGUGCAGGUGGAGGCAUUGGAGGUGGUGCUGGGGGUGGCAAGGGUGGUGGUGUAGGGGGAGGUGCUGGUGGUGGUGCAGGAGGAGGUGUUGGGGGUGGUGCAGGUGGAGGCUUUGGAGGUGGUAAGGGUGGUGGUGUGGGGGGAGGUGCCGGUGCUGGGGGUGGUGCAGGUGGUGGAGUAGGAGGAGGUGUUGGGGGUGGUGCAGGUGGAGGUGGUGGUGUUGGCGGUGGUGCAGGUGGUGGUUUUGGAGGAGGGGCAGGAGGUGGAGUCGGAGGUGGUGGAGGUGCAGGAGGUGGAGCUGGAGGGGGAUUUGGAGGUGGCUUUGGGGGAGGAAGCGGAGGUGGCAAGGGAGGUGGUGGAGGUGUUGGUGGUGGGUUGUAAUCUCAAAAUUUAAAACUUAAGAGGCACCAUAAUAUAAAUAGGAAGCAAUGUAUGUGCAACUUAUGGAGUAUCUACGCGCUGUUGUAAUUUUACCAAGUACUUUGAAAUAAUGAAUAAGGAAACAUUAAAUGUGGUUUCUUAUUAAA